GCCGAGCUUGACAAAUCACCUUAACAAGAACGAAAAUAACGAUAACCAGCUCAUGGUACAAACUAAAUCAGAAAUCAAUUCCUAAUGAUUUCAAAAGCAAUUUAGGGUUUUCAAUUUCAAACCCUAAAAAAAUCAUAGCCUUUGGAAUUGGUCCCAUCAUCCCCUUUAGCUCCCACCCACACACCCCCACCCAUCAUCAUCAUCAUCACCAAAACUCCAACCCCAAAUCUCGACAAAAGAUUCCAAACACAAAAUUAGGGUUCCAAUUUCAAAAUCCAUGCCCCUUUAAAAAAUGGUCCCUCUCAGUAGUAACCCCAACCCCACAACACAACCACCUAUCAUCAUUAUCAUCAACCACAAGUAACCCCUUCUGACUCCAACCCCAAAUCAACUCAUUGGGGUUCCAAUUUCAAAUCCUUAUUAAAAAAUUAGGUGUAUUUUAUUUUAAUAAUAUUUUUCUCUUUACCCAGACACAUCCUCACCGGCACCGACCCACCAUCGUUUCCACCACCAAGUUUCGAUUUUGAGCUCCGAAAUGGCGACGAGGGGCACCAGAUCGGAGAAGGUUCGUCGAAUUUUCAACCAGUUCGACGCUAACCGUGAUGGGGGUCUGAACCGCUUGGAAAUGGCGUUGUUGGUGGGUGCUGUGAACCCUAGGGUCAAAUUCAGCGACGAACAAAUCAGCGCGAUCCUCGACGAGGUGUUCCGAACCUACGGCGAAUUCAUCGACGGCGACAAGGGUCUCACGUACGAGGGUCUGUUGCGCACCUACGACGACGGCGCCGGCGACGUGGACCGCGAUUUCGACGCCCUUGGCCUCGACCUGGUCGCCGACGCCGCGAAGGAGCCGCUGGCGGCGUCGGAGGCUUCCUCCUCGUCGAUUGUCGACGAGCGGAUGGCGGUGGAGACGCAGAAGAAGCAGCGGACCGCCGCCUGGGCCGUGUCGCCCAACCACGGCAUCGUUUUCGACGACACGUGGAAAAUUGUGGAUGAUUUGGAGCUUCUUGUGAAGAGGCUGAAGAUGAAGCAGUCCAAGGAAGGUGGCAAAUUGAAGAAUGAGAACUUUGACGCCUACUCCGACGCCGGUUGGUCCCGCGAAUUGGGCCCUUCCUCGGAGAUUUCGGAGAAGAGAGUGUUUUGGGAGGAGUCAGGGCAUGAUUAUGCUGUGUUUUUGAAGGAAUUGGGAGGGUUGAGAGGUAGAGCUGAUGGUGCUAGGUCUAGGGAAGAGGCAUUUGAUGGGCACAUGGCAAUUGGAAGGGUUUUGUAUGAGCAUCAAUUGUUUAAGGAGGCUUUGGUUAGUUUCAAGAGGGCUUGUGAGUUGCAGCCUGUGGAUGUGAGGCCCCAUUUUAGAGCUGGCAAUUGUUUGUAUGUUCUUGGCCGGUUCAAGGAUGCCAAGGAGGAGUUCUUGUUAGCUCUUGAGGCUGCUGAGGCUGGUGGCAACCAAUGGUCUUACUUGCUCCCCCAGAUUUAUGUCAACCUCGGCAUUGCCCUCGAGGGUGAGGGUAUGGUUUUGAGUGCCUGUGAGUAUUAUAGAGAGGCGGCCAUUCUUUGCCCCACUCAUUUUAGAGCCUUGAAGCUCUUAGGUAGUGCGCUUUUUGGCGUGGGGGAGUAUAGGGCGGCGGUGAAGGCCUUGGAGGAGGCGAUUUUCAUGAAGCCGGAUUAUGCUGAUGCGCAUUGUGAUUUGGCAUCGGCUUUACAUGCCAUGGGCGAGGACGAGAGGGCGAUUGAGGUGUUUCAGAAGGCCAUUGAUUUGAAGCCUGGUCAUGUGGAUGCGCUUUAUAAUUUAGGUGGGCUGUAUAUGGACCUUGGUAGGUUUCAGAGGGCUUCUGAGAUGUAUACUAGGGUUUUGGCUGUGUGGCCGAACCAUUGGCGAGCGCAGCUGAACAAGGCGGUGUCGCUGCUGGGAGCUGGGGAGACUGAAGAGGCCAAGAGAGCCUUGAAGGAGGCUUUGAAAAUGACGAACAGGGUUGAGUUGCAUGAUGCAAUAUCGCAUUUGAAGCAGCUGCAGAAAAAGAAGAACAAAGCUAGCAAUGGGGGUGUUUCUGGGGAGGCAUCGUUUGUCAUAAUUGAACCAUCAAAGUUUAAGGCAGUUGGAGAGAGGACUACAGGGAGGCAGGAGCUUGCCACUGCCCUGCAAAUCAGAGCGCUUCAGAGGGUCACUAGGUUGAGUCGGUGCAGCGUGGAGCUUUUGAAGAAGGAGAUGAGUGAACAUGAUGUGCCAGUGUCCUAUUCUGGCAGCGGAGUUCCUGAAAAGUCCAUCCGGAAGCCGAAUUUGGAACAAAUUCUUCACAGAUUACUCAGUUUUCUGAAGCCAGAAACUUUUCAAGGAGCUGUAAAAGCCAUAAAUGAGAGGAUUCUUUCUGUUUUGGAUGAGAAUGGUUCAGGCAGGCUGGAUCUGGGGAUGUUUUAUGCUAUACUUGCUCCUAUUUGUGGUGGUCCUCCGGAUAGACGGAAAAGGAUUGCCUUUGAUGCACUCUUGUGGCGUCCCAUGAAUGAAGAUGGUGCUAAUAUUAAGAAAGUUGAUGCCACCAUAUACAUCAAGUUGUUAAGGGCCGUCUAUCUUCCUAGCCAAGGUGUUAGUGAAUUAAUGGAGGUACGUGGAGAUUCGGACACUUCAAUGGUGUCUUUCUCCGAGUUUCUAGUUAUGUUUGAUGAUCCAGAUUGGGGUUUUGGUAUCAUGCCUACACUAUUGAAGCUUGAAACAGGUGAUAGAAACCGGCAUGGCAGCACUAUAUGCUCAGUUUGCCGCUACCCGGUUAUUGGUUCUCGGUUUAAGGAGACAAAAUCUCAUUUUAGUUUGUGUAACCAAUGUUACAGUGAAGGAAAGGUGCCUUCUUCAUUUAAGCAGGAAGAGUACAGAUUUAAAGAGUAUGGAAGUGAGGGUGAAGUCAUGAAAGAUAAGUGUAUGUGCUUCAAUUUGCAAUCUCGUGAUGAUAAGUAGAUAGUGGCACUCAAUUUUUUGCCUAUGGAUUUUUUUGUUCGUCUAUCUUGUACUAUCCCAUCUUGUUUAUCCUAGCUUUUUGGUGUGAAUGUGAUUAUGUCUAGCUCAUGAAUUCACCAGCCAUUUUGGUCCCUUCUUUAAUAACUGUUUCAGGUGGUGCUUCACUAGUUUGGUAACUGUUAAUAGACAUUGUAAAAGUGUUGAUCAUGCAUGCUUCUUUAUCUCUUUUUGCUGUUUUGCCUAUUGAUCAUUCUAACUCUAACAAUCAUAUGUCUAUUAUUCAAUGGAGGACUGGUCAAUUUUUCCUCGUUA
Cajanus cajan (pigeon pea) is the source of this 3253-nucleotide messenger RNA. Lineage: Eukaryota; Viridiplantae; Streptophyta; Magnoliopsida; Fabales; Fabaceae. The record is from RefSeq and is a predicted model, not a curated record.